Molecule: messenger RNA, 2366 nt
Organism: Larimichthys crocea (large yellow croaker)
Lineage: Eukaryota; Metazoa; Chordata; Actinopteri; Sciaenidae
Gene: txnipa
Product: thioredoxin interacting protein a
Exons: 6
Coding region: 114-1304 (396 amino acids)
Biological process (GO): protein transport
Cellular component (GO): cytoplasm
Molecular function (GO): ubiquitin protein ligase binding
Source: RefSeq, a predicted model, not a curated record
AUAAAAGCCGAGCGGCUCCCCGUCUUUGUUUACAGCACGGAGCAGGGAAGCGGAGCAACACGUUGACUUACUCACUUUUAAAUUUGGGAUAUAUUUUUUUGAAUUAAGCAAAUAUGGUCGCCAUGACGAAGAGAUUAAAAACCUUCCAGGUUGUCUUCACGGACCCGAGCAAGACUUUUUACUGCGGCGGGGACCGAGUGUGUGGACGGGUGGAGGUGGAGGUGAACGAGGUGACCAGGGUGUCCGCGAUGAAGCUUCUGGGUCUGGGCUGCGCCAAGGUGGAGUACGCCAAAGGCAAGCAGCGGUGCAGACAGGAGGCCGAGUAUCUCAGACAUGAGGAGGUGCUGCUGAUGGACGACCAACCCUCAGACUCUGAUGGGUCAGUCGUCUUGAGGCCUGGCAACAAAUACAACUACACCUUUGGAUUUGAGCUCCCCCAGCAAGGGCAGCUGGUGUCCUCAUACAAGGGGAAGUUUGGAUACGUCCACUACUAUGUGAAAGCCAUGAUGGAGAGGCCACAGCAGCCCACCCUCGAGUGCAAGAAACCCUUCGAGGUGGAGGAGCCUCUGGAUGUCAACACCCCAGAUCUGCUGUCCCCAACAGGUGGCAUGAAGGAGAAGAAAGUCACCUGCAUGUUCAUCCCCGACGGGCAGGUGUCGCUGAACGUCAAGAUCGACCGUCGCGGUUUCUGCGAGGGCGAGGACAUCUGCAUCAACGCAAAGUUCGAAAACACCUGCUCUCGAAUCGUGGUGCCCAAGGCCGCCAUCAUCGCCAAACACAUCUACCAAGCCAACGGACGCACCAAAGUCUUCCGACAGAAGCUGUCCUCGGUCCGCGGGAACCACAUCAUCUCAGGCAUGUGCGACGCCUGGCAGGGGAAAACCAUCCGAGUGCCAAAGAUCAAACCGUCCAUGCUUGGCUGCAACAUCAUCCGUGUGGAGUACGCUCUGAUGAUCUACAUCCACAUUCCUGGUAGUGAGAAGCUGAUCCUGGAGCUGCCGCUGGUCAUCGGGACUGCCGGCCUUGGCAGCCGAAGCAGCAGCGUGAGCAGCCAGGAGGGUUCGGUUAGCAGCGCGUCGCAGAGCUGGGUUUCCCUCAGGAUGCCCUCUAACCCUCCCAGCUACUGCGACAUCACCCGCGACUGCCGCCUUGACCAGCCACUCACGCCACUCCUUGAUGACUUCGAUGGCGACGACAGCCCCAUCUUCAUGAACGUCCCGUCCUUCCAGUUCCCGCCACCUCCAGCAUACACUGAGACUGAAGAGGAGUUCAAUGGCAACGCCCGCAUGAUGCCAGUGUGUUGAAGUCCUAGCGGCGACUCUUCGAACUGUGGUCCAGCUCUCAGGGACCGUCCAUUAAAAGGCACUUGGAAAGGAACAGAAAGGCCAAACUCCAGAAGGAGAUGUGUUGGAUUAAGAAAUAAAGCCAGGAUUGUGGAGAUAAGAAAGACUCUUUGCCUGGUGUCUUGCCACGCUUCGUCAACCUAUGCUGAGCUUGAGUCUUCCUCGUGGUGCUCUUCAAGUCAUGGACUUGGAGGUUGAAGCCACAGAGCUUGUGGCGCGCUACAUUUCUGAAUAAGCUGUCCCUUCUUUAGAGACUCGAGCUGUCCGGGGGUCUCACUGUCCAAUCACAGCCACUUUAUGACUUUUGUUAUUGGGGCCAAGCAUUGUAUUAGUCAGCCCCCCCUUCUCCCCUCAGCAUGCUGUGACAUCUUUGCUUUAUGUUUUCGGGGUUUGCAUUUUUCACACGAUGCUUCGUCAUUCCAGUGAUUUCACUAGAGGAACCAUCUUUUUGUGUGUAGUCCAGUGAGUUAUUCGUUUGAGUUUGUCAGGAGUAAUGUUGCCUAUGAGAAUUUGAGCAUGUAGAAUAAUUUUCCUUUGAUGCAACGUUUUCUUGUGUACCAGUGUUUGAAAAAAAUGGUUUAUUCCUUUUUAUUUUUUGCACUUUUUUUGAUUUUUUUUGCUCUACUACUGCCUCUAGGAGUUGAUGUUUUGUUUUUUGAUGUGGAGUGUGAACCUUUCCUUAAAGCAAAAAAAAAACACUCUUUGAAACCUCACAUUCGAUUUCCAGAUCCCGGUUUUAGUGGUUGGCUUUAAAUUUUCUUGACACACACAAGUGCCAAACAUCAUGGAAAGCACCUUUUUUUUAUGUCAGGAUAAUCGUUGUGUCUGAUAAUGUUGUCCUGGAUAACAUUUCACUCCACUGUGGUUGUUUCACGACUUUUAUUUGUUUUUGUUUUUAGGGCUCAAAGAAAGAUCACUGUUAUAAAAGACUUGAUUUGUGACAAAGUAUGUUUGCAAUGCAUCCUUGAUACAAGUAUUUUUGUAUGAAACCCCAUGGGUUUGUUUGUUUUUUUAAAAUAAACA